Molecule: messenger RNA, 840 nt
Organism: Musa acuminata AAA Group (dessert banana)
Lineage: Eukaryota; Viridiplantae; Streptophyta; Magnoliopsida; Zingiberales; Musaceae
Product: 36.4 kDa proline-rich protein-like
Exons: 1
Coding region: 63-659 (198 amino acids)
Source: RefSeq, a predicted model, not a curated record
ACCCACCUUAACACACACCUCCUCAGUGCGGUACCAGACAGACUCUCGGCCUCCUCCGAACCAUGGCGAAGGAGACGGUGGCUGUCUUCGUGCUGUGUGUUUACUUGGCUUCGUCGAUCCUUCCAUCUCUUGCCUGUCCCUACUGUCCAACUCCAACCCCUCCUCCUCCUCCUCCCCCUAAGAAAACCCCACCACCACCUCCACCAGCCACAACACCAUGCCCGCCGCCGCCUCCAAAGAAAACCCCGACCCCGCCACCGCCACCUAAGAAAUCACCGAGCCCUCCGCCACCACCGCCGACGUACCCGACUCCAAGCUCUCCGCCGCCGCCAACGUACCCGACACCGAGCCUUCCGCCGCCGACCUCGGUGCCAUGCCCCCCUCCGCCCAAGGCGCCGACGUGCCCCAUCGACACCCUGAAGCUCGACGCGUGCGUGGACCUGCUCGGCGGGCUCGUGCACGUCAUCAUCGGCGGGGACGUGACGUACCAGUGCUGCCCGGUGCUCGAAGGCCUCGCCGACCUCGACGCCGCGCUGUGUCUCUGCACCACCAUCAAGGCCAAGGCCUUGGGCAUAAGCAUCCUUCUUCCCAUCGCGCUUGAGGUGCUGGUGGACUGCGGCAAGCACGUGCCGUCGGACUACCAAUGCCCUGAUCCUUGAUCAAAGCUUGUCAUCGUCGUGUCCUGUGAUGAUGCUUUCUGCAUCAAAACCAGUCUUCGCCAUGUUGUAUUCGUUGCCUUUCUUUGCUGAGCAUAACGUAGUCGACAUAUCUGUCAGACUCUCUACCGCACUCUCAAGUGAUUCUCCUACGCAGGACUUGAAUAAAAUAUCUAUGAAAUCA